Messenger RNA from Peronospora matthiolae, 2436 nucleotides. The record is from the annotation of a GenBank genome assembly. Lineage: Eukaryota; Oomycota; Peronosporomycetes; Peronosporales; Peronosporaceae.
AUGGAAAAGGAUUCGCUCGGUGGCAGCAAAUAUUUGCUGCUGAUCAUCGACGAAGCCAGUGGAUGCAUGAAGGGCUUUUGUCUACGAGUGAAGUCCGAGAGUGAAGACUACAUCCGGAAAUAUAUCACCAUGGUACAGACGCAAUUCUGUAAGAAGGUCAAGUUCGUGCGACACGACGGAGCUCGCGAGUUUGCAGCCAACUCGAUUCAACUGUUCUACGAAGACGAAGGCAUUGAACAGCAGACAACGGUGCCGUAUGCACAUCAAGCAAACGUAACAGCAGAGCGUGCAAUUAGGACUAUUGUCACGAUCGGCCGUAGCAUGCUUCACCAUGCCAAGUUGGACAAGUGCUUCUGGGCUGAAUUAGCAAUGACGGUCAUCUACGUCAAGAAUCGCCUACCGUCACCAAAAAUGUGCAUAAGACCCCAGAAUCGACUCAAGUGGGAUCCAAAGGCUCGCGCUGGCAUAUUCGUGGGCUACGAAGAAGUGUCCAAGGCAUAUCGUGUAUUUGACAUUGAGGCGGGGCAGGUGGUUAUCAGCCGCGAUGUCAACUUCGACGAGUCCACCUUUGGACUUCAACUGCCGAUCACUGAUGAAGAUGUCGAUGACCUGGACUUCGAAUUGCUGGAUCUUGAUGACGAAGAGCUGCGUCAAAUGGAGUACAAGCAAACAGGCAAGCGCAAGAACCGACUCAAUGAUGAAGAUACAGCAGCUCCACGACCGCGUGCAGUGCGUCAACGACCAGGACUAGAAGAGUCAAGCGCGCCGGAAAACAACUCGUCACGCCAAGAAGAAGACGAAGAAACGAAGGAUUCUGGUGAUUCAACACCGCCUGUGUUUUGGCGUGCGAGUGCAAAUGCCGUUGAAGCAGCAGUGGACUUAUCAGAGCCCUCAAUAUUUGAAGCAGCAGUAAGCGGCCCUGACCAAGUGCACUGGAGAAAAGCAAUUCAUGCAGAGCUCGAGUCAAUGCGACUUCGCGGUGUGUUUCGUGCAGCCAAGCUGCCCAACGGACAACGCGCCAUUGGCACAAAAUGGGUGUUCAAGAUCAAGCGCAAGGCGGAUGGGUCAAUCGAGAAGUACAAGGCACGACUUGUGGCCAAGGGUUUCCGCCAAAAGUAUGGCAUCGACUACACGGAGACGUUUUCGCCUGUGGUCAAGUAUGUGACGCUGCGAAUGGUGAUCGCAAUUUCCAAGCAUUUUGGAUGGCCCAUCGACCAGCUUGAUGUGGUGACAGCUUUCCUGUAUGGAGUGAUGAAGGAACAAGUGUUCUGCGUGAUUCCUGAAGGCGUCGAACUUGACAGUACGUUCGACUGCCUGGAAUUGGUGAAGUCAAUUUACGGCCUCAAGCAAGCGUCGCGAGUGUGGAACGAGACGUUCGACGAGUAUGUGUGCUCCAUCGGAUUUCAAGUAUCGGACUUCGACCCAUGUCUCUACAUCAAGACUUCGGACGGCCAUUGCGUGUUUAUACUGGUCUACGUGGACGACGUCUUGGUGACUGGAAGCUCGCUCGAGCUGAUUGCACAAACCAAGAACGACCUGAAGACGCGGUUCGAGAUGACGGACAGCGGCAAGUGUGCGUUUGUUCUUGGGAUCGAGCUUUUGGACGGUGAAGAUGGCAGUGUGACACUAUGUCAGCGUCGGUAUGUCGAUGAUAUCCUCAAGCGCUUUGGCAUGGAUGAUUGCAAGGCAGUCGCAAGUCCAGUCGACAUGAGCUCUCGACUUGUUUCAAGUGAUGCAACUACCAAGGUCGAUGCUCCUUUUCGCGAAGCUGUUGGUGCGUUGAUGCACCUGACCACUGCAACGCGUCCGGACAUUGCGUUUGCUGUGGGCUAUGUGUCGCGGUUCAUGGAAAAUCCCCAAGAAGAACACUGGGUUGCAGUUAAGCGUAUCUUUCGCUACCUACAAGGCACCAAGACGCAUGGAAUUUGCUACAAGCCAAGUGCAAGGAUCGACUUCCGUGGAUAUUCGGAUGCGGAUUGGGCUGGUGAUCUUACCGACCGCAAGUCAACAUCGGGGUACACGUUCAUGCUACUCGGUGCGCCAGUCAGUUGGGGCAGCAAGAAGCAGCCAAGUGUUUCGUUGUCCACGAGUGAAGCCGAAUACAUCGCACUCAGCUUGGCGAUUCAAGAGGGCAAGUGGAUUCAUCGUCUGCUUUGUGAGAUCGUGAUGGCUGCCAAUGAAGAAGGACCGGAACUCAUGAUCCAUGAAGACAAUCAGUCGUGUAUCAAGAUGACGAAGAACCCAGUCAACCACGGCCGUGCCAAGCACAUUGAUAUCAAGUACCAUCACAUCCGUGAUGAGGUCAAGCGCGGUGAAGUGAAGCUCAAGUACUGUGAAACUGCGGUGAUGUUAGCGGACAUCAUGACGAAGGGACUUCACGGGCCACGCCACAAGGAGAUGACGGCGACUCUCGGGAUUCGUGAUCAUUUGGAUUGA